Molecule: messenger RNA, 11577 nt
Organism: Lymnaea stagnalis (great pond snail)
Lineage: Eukaryota; Metazoa; Mollusca; Gastropoda; Lymnaeidae
Source: the annotation of a GenBank genome assembly
AGGUGGUGGUGCACUUCUAUUAGGCCAAUUCACAACAAAAAGUCAGUGCAGAGUCUUUGAGUGUGAGUAAUAAACUAAUCAGUCACUUCACAUUUUAUGCACUUAAUUUCAUGUACUGAAUUUUAAGAUUCGCGGUGCUCCACUAGAGAUUUCAAUAAUUUUAUCAACUGAUGAUUCACAUAAGUGUCAUGAUUCACACUAUACCCUUUAAUUUUAACUCUCACACACAAAGUAAAAUCAUAGAAUGAAAAGAUUGUGUCCAGUCUUCAUAUUUUUAUUAUCACCAUGGACCAUAGACAUGUGGCAUCCUUGCUUUGCCUUCAAGCUUUUUAAGAUAAUCUUGCAGUUCAGGUGUGUAUAUUAUUUCUCAUUGAAUUUCGUAUUAUCGUGUGUAAACUUGCGUGUAUUCUUUAUAAAAUUUAAUUCAGACAGUGUGAUUCAGUAUUAGUUACUCUAACACUAAAUUGUGCAGCACUAACUUUUCUUUUUGUUGAUCUUUACAGCCCCCAUUGGUACAUAGCCGGUAGCGUCGACCCCUCCAUUUUCUCUUUUUUUUUAAUUCACCCUGCAUGCCAGAUAGCAAUUUUUCAACUGAAAGCAUAUUCAUAAGAAACAGUCCCCAUAAUUUAGAUGUUAGCUAAAGGACCUUUAAAGAUGUUCAUCUCUGAAUGCCAUCACGAGCAACGCCGUGUAUAUUGGUUAGUUUUAGGAAAAAUUAAAUAAUGAGUUCAUUACCAUUCAAUACCGGUUUUUUGAAUAUGGAUAAUCAAGUGUAUGUGUAUUAAGUUAGAUCUCGUUCCUUUCACCCGUGCUGGAGCCUUUAUUUGGAAUAAUUAUACACCCAAAUAAGGGGAAAAAAGAAUUUUGGGCCCCUAUACAAUAACAGAACAUCUAAUUAAGUCCACCACCCACCCCCCUUUAUUAUAUACAACAAACACAUUUGGAAUAAUUAUCAACCCAAAUAAGGGGAAAAAAGAAUUUUGGGCCCCUAUACAAUAACAGAACAUCUAAUUAAGUCCCCCCCCCCCCCCCCUUUUUUAUAUACAACAAACCCGCCCCCCCCCCCUUCCCCUCCUCUCUUCGUAUCUAAUUCUUUUUGCUUGAAAAUUUCGUUAGCGUACCAACUUAUUGGUGAUCAAGAAUCUGGCAACAGGGAACUAAGUACAAAACAAAUGGAGCUAUAGAAGGUUUCGGGAUGUUCAAAGACGAAAAUAAGCGCUGUAUAAUUCAGUAUUAACUAUUAGUUAUCUAUCCCUGUCUGUGUAAUUUAAUGAAGAAUGCACAUAAGUUUACUUGCGAUAAUACAAAAUUCAAUCAGAAAAAAUAUAUGCACCUGAACUGCAAGAUUACCCUUUUUAAAAUACUAUGUUCUUUGUCCUUAACCUUCUUUAGAUUGGCUUAUAUUUUAAUUUGAAUAUAUAAUAUAGCAAUACCCUUGAGUAGCCUAUGCCUAUACAGGCUGUUACUGUUAUGGUCCAACACAAGCAUACCAAAAGCCAGCCAUACUUAUGAAUAGGACUAAAAUUAUAUUUAGACAUUUCAGGUCUAGACUUCAAAAAUUUAGUUUAAGUUUGUUUUCAAGUAGUCCAUUUAUUAAGCCCUUUCAGCCCUAGCUAUACAUCAUAUAACAUGUCCAUAAAAUCUAUUAAUUUAAUGAUAAAGAGAAUAAGGUCUAGUCUGAGUGGCUAUUGUUUCCUUUUCUUCCUGACCAGAUGAUGAUUUCAGAAUUCGUCAUUUGCUUUCUAGUUCUUUUAGAUUCGUGUUAUGCAGGCAUGUGUGUGUUGUCUUGUCUUUAAGUUAUCACUUAAUUACAUGUGCUCCUUAUUUCCAUAUUAUACAAGAUCACCAUUGCCACUUAUUCAUUUUGCUUGUGGUUCCUAUGGGGCUUAGGUUGUAGUGCUGCCUUUAAUGCAUAAUAAUUAAAGGACUGCAUUCAAGCUAAUGAUAUAGCAGAACGAGGUAUGUUAGCUUCUGACAACAAUGGAUAUUUCUUGAGUUGUCCUGUGCGUGCUGAAGAAGGCUCUAUGCAGAAACGAUCAAAUCUUGUUUUCCUGUUAAUUGAUUCAAGUUUCGUUGUGCUAUUUCAUUGCUUUUAAUGCACAACUUUCCAAUUUAGUGAUAGUAAGUAAAUAUUCCAACAUCAAACCAAAUGUAUAUUAUUUAGGCAUCUCUUGAUCUGAACUUUGGGUUGGAGAUGCAAAUUAUGUUGGCAUUUUCCUUUGCUGUUAAUGUUAACUGCAGCAGAGUUGUAUAGCCUGUUAUACUCUGACUAUAUUUUUGCACAAUAAAUAAAUAGGCAGUUAAUGGCUUAUUCUGCCAUUUUGCAGAUUGGUAACCUGGUUUUUUUUUGUUUUUUUUGUUUUUUUAAAAACCAAUUAACCUGUAAAUCAUUCUUAAGUUAACAAUGUACUUCCUAGUGCAGGGGUGAGCAAAUUUUUUGUGCUGAGGACCACAUUGACAAAAGCUAUUGGAGGCCGCAUGUAUUUUAUGUCCAAUUUUUACAGGUUGAUCAACAUUUAUCCAUAUUAUAGGUAAAUUCACAUUUUAACACUGCAUGAUAAAAGUCAAUAGAAAAUUAGAAAGAACUUUGAUUUAAAAAAUGUUAAAACAAUAACGGUACAUGAAAUUCUGUAACAUUCAACAAAAUAACUUAAAAGCAAAGUAAUUUUUGUAUUUCUAAAUGCCUUCAAGGGCUGCAUAAUAUCAGUUGCUGGGUCAUAGUUUGCCCACCCCUGUCCUAGUAGAUGGUAGAAGUCAAUCUAGGUUGUUUUAAUAGAAUCUUGGAUGAUUUUCUGGGAAUGUUCAAAAGGUAUACGGUCAAAACCGACUAUCUUUACUAUUAGGCAGCGACCCUCUUAACCUAUUGCCAUUUUUGUUUUUUCUGUGACCUUGUUAAGACCGGGGUCUGUGCACCUUGAAUUAUUAUAGAUUAAGCUCUUCCAGUAUUUUACACAUGAACUUAGUUGCGUUAUCCCAGCUAUCGCGUUACCCAGCUAGUUUACAAUAUUUCUAGAGUCUGUUCUUUAAAUUACCUAAACUUGAUACCAAAUCCUAAAUACAUUUUGAUACAUUUUCAUUUCAGACUUAUAAAACAGGCUUGAUCUUUCUUCCCCACCCCAUAUAGACUCUAACAAUGUCUGGUAAGUUGGGGCCUCUUAGCUACACACAAUCUGGUAAGUUGAAACCAUUUCCAAAUUUUUUUGUUCUCUUCUGUUGGUUUAUAUGUGAGGGACCUGUUAGUCCACAUUUGUGUCAUCCGUAUACUCUAAUGGGUAACUUUGUGUUUUUUAUCUUAUCUCUAUUUAUAUGUGCUCAUGCUGCCCAACUUUUCUGAAACUACUACCCUAUUUGCUAUUACUCACAAAAUCAUAAUAAAAAUGUUCUGAACACUUGAUAUUCACCUAAAAUUCUGUUGUACAGCAGAUAAAAAAUAUCGAGGUGGUGGGGGCCCUCUCAAUUUCAGCCCACUUCAUACGCUUUAAGUAGCUUUUUUGUAAUGUGUGUCUUCUCUUUACAUUUUAGUUUUAAUUAAUUGGGGGAUGCAAAAUUAUGGGAGACUGCAAUCACACACUUGUUAAUAUCUGUCGCAGAAAAGCGGUUGCAAUGACAUGGGGACCACUUACAGAAAAAUCCAAUCGCAACCAGUUUUUAACUUAUAUUCAUUCGGAGUGAAAUAAAUAUGGUAUAUAUGCGAAGCAUUAUCAAGAAUUUGACUCAUCAUACAUCUUUAUUUAUUUAAAAGGAUUUCAUGAAUUGAAUAAUUUUAAAGAUGCAUUUAUUGGUUUAUUAUUUAUUGGUUUUUUUUUUGUUUUUUUUUUGUUUAAUUUUUAAAAAUGAAUUUUUAAAAAAAUCUAUCAUGAUUAAAAUGGCCCAAUAACCGGUUUUGAAAAUCAACUAGUCAGUUAUUAGUUUCAAAAACGUUUGCCAGCAAGCUAUCCGGUUAUCAAUUAACAUCCUUACUCAAUUACUCAAAACACAGUAAUUCCGUCUUGUCUACAUCAUCAUAAGUGUCCAUUUCCACUUUUAUAUUGUAACACAAUUUACUGUAACUUAAAUAUUUUACAUUAAUAAUCCUGUUAAUAAAAUGUGACCAAUCGCUGGAAAGUCUGCCUUCUUUCUCACAUUUGUUUGUUGGGGUCCAAAGUUGUUGCAUCUUCUGCAUCUGGCCAGAAUUGUCUAAAUUGUCUUCAGACUAUGGUAAAACUGCAGGCAUUGUUUAAUGGUCUGAUCUGCCUGGCUUCAGUAUGUUAAGUCAGGAUUGUUUCUUUCCAAAGAGACCAGUAUCAGAAAAUACUAUUAAGGCAUCUUUAAAGUUUCAUGGUAGUUGCAAUUGUGGAAAUACGUCUGUGAUAACAAUUUCAUGGUCGCAUCCUUCAGUUUGUUCAGUAGGUCUCAACCUUGUUUUGGUGCAGUGACCCCUUUAAUAUUUUCAAAGGGGUGACGAUCAACAACCAGGACUACCUUUAAAAUAACGAAAAUAAUGAAAUAUUAUUUUUUAGAUUUAUAAAAAAAAUAUGAGUAGCAAUUUUUUUAUGUCAAAUCUCAAAAUAAAGUAAAAUAAGUCCACAAAAAAAUUAAUUUAAAAAGUUAGAAUGUAUACCGGGUAUUAAAAGCUUGAUUAUGCUAGAUGAGAUAUUCUGGGGCUUGUCUUAGCGAGAGCUCAACACAGCUAGACUUUAACAAGAGGUCUACACAAUUAUGGUUAGCAUAUUUUAGCGGAUAUAUUAUUUUUGGUCCUUUGCACGCGAUAUAUUCAGCGGUGAGUAAGCAAGUGUUUUACUGUUCUUGGAAAGCUUAUUCGCAUGUGUUUUUGGGUUCUUUUGGAAUUUGAGGCAUUGCAAGUUGAUGUGGAUGGAUUCCAGGGACACAUUAAGGCCUUUUUUUUAUUAUUACUUUUUGUGCCCACCAAUUGAUUAUUUUUCCUUCCCUCUGGAUAGUUCACCAUACAUUGUCUGUUCUCGAGCAAAAUGUGGUAUAUUUAUUAGCUGACCCUUUGGAGGUUUGCAACCCACUGAUCCAGAAUUUGCAGAGUUAGAUAUUCAGUCGCAGUAGAGGACAGCUAAAAUCUACUGCAGGGGGUCAGAGAGAAAGGUGGAUAGUUCUGUCAGAUCUGCGCAUGUGGAGCUAGUUUGAUACCUUUUUUUUUUGUGCUCGUUGUAUGCUCUUCUUCAGACCUGUUUACUCUUACGAUUUUGGUGCACAUGUACGAUUUUGAGGUGUAUAAUGUAUAAUUAUUUUUUUACUAUUAAGAUAAUGUAUUGAAUGGUUUUUUGAUGAUAUUGUACGAUUUUAAGAGUUUGAAGGUAAACAGAUCUGAAUCUUAUAUCUUUUUUUGUGUCUUGUUCAGAUUUCAUUGGGAAAGUUAAAGUUUAAAUUCACAGCGAUGUUGUUAUAAAAGAGGAUUUAAAACAAUUCUUAAUUUUUAAAAUCUGUCUUUAGCUUUGGGACACAUUACUAGCUUUUUUUUUUCCAAGUGGGAAAGAAGUGUAUGUUUUGGAUUCUGUGCCCUUUUAAACCUCAGUUUAGGAUCCUCUUGAAGUAGGCUGAUACGUUAGUUUUUGUCAGACUCCAGCUUGUCCUUUCCAAGUUAUAAAUGGGGUUUGUCUCCCCUGGUAGGUUGCUGAUUGGGCUUUUUUUUUUAACUUGUGGAAAUAUAAAUGCUUUGUGUUAAUAUACAUUAUGCUAGAAUCAUAUGCCCAUUUCCAUUCGAGUUUAUAGGCUGUGCAUCUGGCGUUCAACUCUUAAAGCAUCUUUGCCUAGCACGCAACUUUCAGACCCCUGAAUGUCCCCAUUUAUAAUACAUGGGGGGGGGGUGUAAGCACGGUAGUUGGGGAAAACUGGCUUGAAGGUUGUUGCCUUACUCAACCAACACAAUAAAAUUGUAAUCUGAUUUAACUGGAGUCUUUAGUUAAGCAUAUGUUUUUACUUUUCUAUCAUUUUAAUAGAUGUGUAUAUAGGAAUAUUGGUACAAAAUACUAUUUAGUAAGGCACAUGUCUUUUUUCUUUCGUAGAAAAAUCAAAGGAAGACCCAGUGGAGGAUGAAGAAGAGGAAGAAGGCGAAGAAGAAGAAUUUACUGUAGAAAAAGUGGUGGAUUCACGAAUGCGGGGUGGAAAAAAAGAAUAUUUGUUAAAAUGGAAGGGUUAUCCAGAGUAAGUCUCUUUAAAACUUGUUUAAAAUUUACCUUUGAUUUAAGCUUUAAGGUUAAGAUUGUAAACAUCUAUAAUAGUUGGAAACAAUUAUACUUAUUUCUUGUACCGGUAAUAGAUAAAUAGACAACUUCAUCUCUACGUUGUAAAUUUAAAUUAUGAAUAGAUGGUAUUUAAAAAUAUCAUGAGUUAACUUAAAUGAACAAAUUUCAGCUCUGAGAACACUUGGGAACCAGAAGAAAAUUUAGACUGCCCAGAUUUAAUUGCAGCAUUUGAAGAGAAAAAAAAGAAAAAAGACUCAGAAAAGGGUGCCAAGAGGAAAAGUACUUCUAAUGGUGCCAAGGAUGAUGCAAAAAAGAAGAAAAAAGAUGUAGGAAAAUCAGUAGUAUGUAUUGUAUUAGAAUUUUUCAUAUUGCAAUAAUUCAACUUUCUUCCAGUACAAUUUUUAUAUUUAAAAGAAAAAGAUUAUAUACAAUACAGUCCGUUGGAGCCAAACCAACCCCAUUUCGAGGUUGUUUACUAUCGUUCUUAGCACAGCAGAAAUCCAUUGCCCAUUACUAUUUAUAAUUCUACAAGUUGUGAUUUUUUCGCUGUAAAAAAUGGCUAUCUAAGCCUUGUAUACACUUUUAAAAGAACUUAGACCUAAUGAAGCUUCACUAUUUCAUGAGUGGGAGGGUCUCUGAAACUAUUUUUAGGUUAACUUUUGCUUUAAUCAUUUAUUUUUAUUUAGGUAUUUUUUAUUUUCUUGCUUCUAGUUUAUUUUCUGUAAAUUAAUUAGAUAAAGAACCUUCAUUUAAAAUGGAGUUAUGUCCCUUUGCUUGGGCGCUGGAUAGGCUGAAUAGGCUUGGACUGUAAAGGGUUAAUAACAGAUUAACAAAGGCUUCAGUGACUCGAUGUUAUAAAGUUUAAAAGGCAUCUAUUUUAAAAAUAUAAAUUUAUACAAUAUGCAAAUGGUGAAUUCUUACUUAUUUACUUGGGCAUACGCUGUCUACAAGAAUUUUCCCUUCAUAUGUGUCCUGUGCUUUUCUUUGUAUUUGCUUCCUGGUGUAUCCCAUACUUUAGGUGUCUUCCCUUAGCUCGCGUCCAUAUUUUUUGGCCUUCCUCUCUUCCUAUUUGCCUGUGGAUUCCAUGUUAGGGAUUGGAUUGUAAUGUUAUCUGGGGGUUUACGAAGAGUGCGCCCUAUUGACCUCUAUCUUUUCCUUAUGUUACCAGCAAUAGAUUCUUGCUAUGUCCUUACCAGUAAUUUUAUGUUCAGUGUCUUUCUAAGACAAGUGAUUCACCUUGUUAAGUUCUGUCCUUUCUGCGUGAUGCUCGUUGUCGGUCUCCAAGUUUUGAAUUUGCCCGAUGUUAAUCAGUCUUGUGUGUUCAUUACACAAUAGUCUGAAACUGAGCGUUUGGGGAACAUUUCCCAAGCGCUCACCAAGGUUUCCACUCUGAAAGAAGUUGAACCAUGGCUAGUAUUGGACCAAUGCCUCAAAGACUAACCCUGGGUGAAACCUCCUAUGAUCUGCAUCUUCCCAUAAACCAUCCACUCCCUCUGUAAAACUGUUAGUACAUUAAGUUUUUACCUUAGAGGGAACCUGAAUAGUUUUUUUCUCAACUUGCAGGAUACAGAUAACAAGCCUCGUGGGUUUGACAGGGGGCUUGCUCCUGAACGAAUAAUAGGUGCAACAGACAGCAGUGGGGAGCUCAUGUUUCUCAUGAAGUGGUAAGAUUUAUUUUUCUCAAUACAACUCCAACUGCCAGAUCCGGCCAACUGUUGCCAUGUAGAUAGCAAUAAUCAUAUUAAUGAAGAUCUCGCAAGAAUGGAGACCAAGGGAUCUUACAUGGUUUUUUUUAUCUCACAUGUAAGGGUAUUCAUUAUUUUAAUAGCAUAAUUUUAUAUCAUUGAAAUGAACAGCAAAAUAGAUUUGUUUUAUAUAUUUUUAGACCAAUCCACAGUGAAGGUGAAGUUCUCUCUUUGCUAGGGUUGUAAAUUGUAAACAUUUCUGAGUGCUCAGAAUUGAACGGGUUAAGCUGACCGCUGGUCGGAAUAAACAGGAUAACUUCCAGGUUCUCUUUUAACUAUAUAAAACAUAUAAGUAAAUCUAAUGCUUUUAGCUCAGCUGUUGAAAGGUUUUUAAAAAUGAAUAAGUACUUUUGGGUAUCAGAAUGCAAAAAGAACCGUUCCAGGACCCUGUUCCAAGACAAUAGUUUUCCUUUUAAAAUAAAAAUGAACUGAUUUUAUCCUUUCCUGUGGCUCACACACUCAUAGAUCCCAGUCCUUUUCUUCAAAAUAUUUUCAGUCGUUUGAGGCAUCCCUAACUUAGCAAGAUCUGUUUUCAUGCUAAUCAAUAAGAUAUUUCUUAACUUCAAUUGUAGCUCUAAGAGCUGUCCUUACUCAUGUUUUCCUUAGUACACUUUUUAAGAUCCAUAGUGAAUACAUCAGACCUGUUUGCUCUUAUGAUUUUGGCUUAUACUGCAGGAUUUGAAAUGUCUGUUAUGAUUGUACGCCAAGACUUGUCAGAACUACGUUUUUAAAAGACUGGGUUGAACAUAUACACAUUCCGGUUGUUUUUCCUGUUUUUUUUUUUUUUAAAAUAAAUUAAUAUUACAUUAGCUCCUUAGUACAUCCAGCAGUGAAUGAAUCAAGAAAUACUAUUUGUUGGACCAUCUAUAAUUACAUCAAAGGGAAGGGGGGUUGGGGGGGGGGGGGGCAAUAUUUUCCAGUAGAGUCAAUGAACUCCUUAGAUACACUCAGUAGAUGACUAUAUAUCUUUUUUAAUGCUGUGCACUUACAAUUCAGGAAUGCAAUUAAUUCAAAAUUUAUUUCUUUUUUAAAAAAGUUGGGUUCAUACAACAGCCUCCCCAAUCGGUUAUUAAUUGUUAUACAUAUUUUAUUUACCAAACAGGAAAGACAGUGAUGAAGCAGAUCUAGUUCCUGCUCGACAAGCUAAUGUGAAAUGCCCACAGAUAGUUAUAGCUUUCUAUGAGGAGAGACUUACUUGGCAUACACACAAUGAUAACGACGAUGAUGACAAAAAGGGGGACUGAAGUGAAAGCAUGAUAUCAUUUGUUUUGUUUUUGUAUGUUUGUGUUAGACUUUCGUAAGAAAAUCCAGUCAUAUUCUAAUUAAGCCAUUGUUAAGAAUCGCCUGGAAAUUUAUAUUAAAUGCAGAUACUAUUUGUGCUUCUUCUAAAAUUAUUAUGAAAUCAAUAUAAUAUCUGCUAUCUGAUAUUUUAAUUGUUUAAACAUACUUUUUAAAUAUUUCUAUUAUCUUAAUUGGAAGAAAUAUUGGAUUUAUGGCUUUUUUUUUUUUUUCUUUUUUUUUUUAAACUUAGACUUACCGAUUUUAAACUUUUAAGGUUUUUUGGUAAAUUUUUUUUAAAUUAAUUUUAACUAUUGCUUUUUUUAUAUAUCUGAUAUUUUAAUUGUUUAAACAUACUUUUUAAAUAUUUCUAUUAUCUUAAUUGGAAGAAAUAUUGGAUUUAUGGCUUUUUUUUUUUUUUCUUCUUUUUUUUAAACUUAGACUAACCGAUUUAAAACUUUUAAGGUUUUUUGGUAAAUUUUAUGUAAAUUAAUUUUAACUAUUGCUGUUUUGAAUAGAAGAUGUCUAUGAGAACAAAAAAAUAUAUUAUUUUUUUUUUCCUUCUAUUAAUUUUGCAUUGAUUCGGUUUUGAAAUGAAUGUUCUAUAGAAAGAGUGCUCUACAAAUGUCACCCUCGUUGAGAUAAUCAUAGUAUUCUACAGUUUUGAAAAACUGGUGCAGAUUUCUAAACAAUCAUUUCUUUUAGUCUCAACACUUAAUUAUCACAGAUAUAAAAAAAAUGGCUGAGCUGCAUUACUGUAUGAUAAACCUAUUGUAAAUUGUUUUUAAAAAAUCAUAUUGUAGUAGUCUUGAAAUGCUUUGAAGUAUUAGACCAUUAAAAUUGUGUACUUUUAGGUUAUCAAAAUCCUCCACAUCCAUGAAGGGUGAUUAGGCAAUGUUCUUUUUGGGAAGAAGCAAGCGUUAUGAAAGACAAUGAAUCUUAUUUAGAGGGUGGGAUUAUGAAAGUGUACAAUUUGUGCAUGAAUAAUAGAUACAUUUUCUGCUGAACGUGGUUUAAAAUUUACUUCCUUUCUUGAACAUAAACGUCCUUUGAAGUACAGAUAAAUUCACUUGGGUUUCUCAAGAAGAUGAAUUAUUAUAUCAUUUAUGUGAUGGACCCUGUUCAUGGCUUAAUCUUAGGUAUUUUGACUGGUCAGCUUCAUUUAUAUCAUUCAGUAGACCUUUCAAGGUUAUUUUAGUGUUCAAGCUAUGUGAAUGUGUAAGAGAAUUAAUGUUUUAUUGUCAUAAUUUGCAUUUAUAUUACCAUACAUCACUUGUGUUGUAAAUGUCAAUUUAUUAUCCUGUUUUUCUAUAUUUUUUUUAAAAAUAAAAUUUUAAUCAUGAUAAACGUUUUACUAAGAAACUUUCUUUUUUUUUUCACAAUCAAGCAGUAAAGUUUUGAACUAUUUAGUAGAAGUUGUUGAUCUCAGUUGGAAAUAUUUUUUUUAAAAAGACACUUCCAUUAAGUUUCCUAACGAUUCCAUUCAGUCCCAUCCUACUAUUUCUAUCUGAGGUAAAAUCUUUCAACCAUAAACAAAAAAAAUCUGCUUUGUUUUAAAGUAGUGAAUUAGCCACAAACAAAAACACCCUUGACACCCCCCCCCCCUAUUUUUUGUUUCAAUAAUUGAUUUGUUUAUAAAUCACUUACGGUACCGGUAAUUAUUUUCAUAUUUGAAAUAUCUUAAUAAAGACAAUGUCAUUUUGAAUGUAGUUGCCGGUCCGCCCAUUGUCAUUUUUAGGGUCAAAAUAUAAUUAAUCUGGCUUUGGUCGCCAUUGUCAUUUUUAGGGUCAAAAUAUAAUUAAUCUGGCUUUGGUGCCCGGUGUAAUUUCGCAACUUAUCCAUGGGUCCGCUGAACUUAAAAUUUGGAAAACGCUGAUCUAGAACUAAGAAACUGAAAAUUAGGGUAUCUCUUUUUAUUAUGUAUGCAGGCAUUCUGUUAAGUAUUGUCACGAUUACUCCACAUUUGUGUCAUCAUGUGACCUCAAGAAUUUCUUUCAACAUGGAAUUGAUUAAACUAUUUUCAUACCAUUUAACGCCAAUUUAAAGUUGGAUUCAUUUUUGUAUGAUUUGGUAGGCUUUUUUGUAUCCCUUGCUUGAUAUGAAUUUUUCAUUUUGUAAAUACAGCCAUUAUUCAUUCUGAUGAUUGAGGGGGUAUACAAUAUUGUCUUCAAAUUAUCAAAAACUUUAAUAUUAGUUGAUCCUGUUUAAUGAUGAAAGAAUAUAUUAGUAACAUAGAUAACAGCAUCUUUCUGUUGAUCUUUAAAUGGAUAAAAAAUCCAUAGAAAUGUCUAGAAUAGUUUAUCAUCAAUUUUUUUUUUUUAAUUUGUAUAUUGUCUGAAAUAAAAUUCAUGACCAAGUAAUUU